AUGGAUGCGGCUCUAGGCGCACUGCCACCCGGUCGCACGGGUCGCGUGCUGCUCUUGGACCCCGCCGCAACCGACACUUUCUCACUCUACGCCGAAACGAUACCAGCCUGGCCCGCGGCAUGGCACGUUUCGUACUGUGCAGUGUUGGGAAAACGCCCCAGCAGCUGGAGCGUCCCCACAGAUUACCACGCUAAUCGCAACGGUUUGCAGAUUGCAGCACUUCUGCAUGCGAGCAACGCCCGUGCAGUGACCUGGCUGCUCGAGUGGCUGGAAGAUAUUGGUGCGAAGGCAGCAGCACCACCGCUGCUGAGUCACAAACCCGCUGCACACCAUCAAAGAGAAGCGGCAUAUGGGCAGAUGCCAGCGGCAGCGCAAACUGCGCAGCCACAACAUCGAGUCGUGUUCACUCCAUGGAUCUCGGAGAGCGCAUUGCGUCGUCUCGCCAAAGCUGGAUGGUUGAAAAACUGCUCCAUUGGACUGCUGGAACCGCGAUUCCAUCGAGUGAGCCCAACAUUGCUGACCCUAGGCUGGGUAUCGCUAACGUCACUAUCGCACGCGUUUACCUACCAGUGCGAUUAUGCACAGGCGCUUGUGCGCGCACUUGGCUCUCUCGGGUAUGCGUGGGAAGAGAUACGAGCCCUGGGAUCAUUCUCUGAGAAGGUCGCCGAACAACUAGCCAGUGAAUAUGUCGAUCAGCACCACACAGAGCGGCCACUUGAAGCGCGUAGCGCUCCGGAGACGUGUACUGAAUCGGAAGCGGCAACAGCAACAGCAACAGCGGGUACAGAUGCUGCGACAAUCACUUGCACUGCCCACGUUGCCGAUACCUCUCCCACUGACAGUACGCCUGAUUCAAUGCGAGAUGUUUCGCGUGUCUCGGCCACGGCUUGGCAACAUCCUCGCGUAACGCGCUCAACACUUCACUCUUACACAGCGGCAUCAAAUGAGGUUGCACCUGAUCACCCGUACCGUUCAGUGCGUUCAUCACUGAGACAUGACAUCGGAGACUUGCUGACGCCCCGGGAUGGGGUCCUGGAGCCGUGGCAACUGCUCGGUCACGGGUCGCUAGCAGACACCACCGGGCACCACAGUGCCCAUGGACAAGAUGCAGUCGACGCCAGCACGAAGCGCACGGCGGCUUGUUUCCGCCUCCCGGACCCGGCGCUACGCCACAACGGUACUGCCACUGCAUGCGAACAGCAGCCACGAGGCCGCCUCGUUCUCCUCGAUCGAUGGUUAGAUCCUAUUACCCCGCUGCUCACGCCGAUCACCGUGGAAGGCCUGGCGUACGAAAUCUACAGGGAGCCGUUUUGGAAGCGCUGGCAAUCGACAGAGCUCCAGUCCGGCACUGCGUUUCAACAGCAGCUCCAGGAACAUGCGAAACGCAUUCGUAGUGACCUGCAUGCGGCUGCUCUAGCCGAAGCGAGCACUCCUGCUGCAACGGAGACCACUUCGUUUCGUCAGCGAGUGCAAACGAUCUGUCGAGCGCCGUUUUUCGAGGCUACCGCUAAAAUUGGCGAAUGGGCUCGUCAGCUGAAGCGUUUUUCAGAGACGCGUCCCGAUCCCAAGGAAGCCUCUAUGGACGAAAUGACCGCCUAUGUUCGAGCGUUGCGCCACAACCAAGCAGAGCAGGCCGUGGUGUCUGCGCUCUUGCACAUCGUCGAGCGUUUGAGUGCCGAAACCUUCGAUCAGGCCUAUUUUCGGGAGCUGCUCUCCCUAGAGCGCGAUCUCCUGACUGGCGAAGCGGAACGCCGCAGCGCUUCAGAGUCCGUUGCUGCACGCCUGGAGCGCCUACUGGCGGCGGUAGCUGCAGCUCCAGCUGACAGCUGGCUCGCUGACACUGCAGUCUUCUGGCGGCUCGUCCUGCUGCACGGUCUCUGCACCGGUUCUGAUGAACUGCUUGAUCGCUAUCCGAGUCUGCUGCAUACUGCUGUAUGUUGCUAUGGACUCCAGCAAUUGCGUUUGGACUGGCAGGCGCUCUGCGAAUCUGACCUUUUAGCGCCCCUGACGCGUCGCCUCCAAGGUUUGCGGCACGGGGCUGGUUUUCUAGCCGCCAGCAACUUUGACUGGCCGCUCCUUCGAGAGGUGCUGGAGCUCACGGCAGUCGAACCGAGCGUGAUGGACGCAUACGCGGGGUAUUUGCCGCUCAGUGCCGCCUUAGCUGUAGUCGCUUGCGAUGGGAAGCGCUCGAGCCGCCAUUCUGCAAUGUCGCCGGCUCGAGAGCCGCGCAGCAAACCUCCCGGCCAAAGUGCAGACGUCAUGGAGCGGCAUGACGAAGACAGCAAUCCCCACGUUAAAAGCGUUGAGCACCAGCUGAGCGACAUGAACGCUACUUCCCGGAUGGAUGCGAGUCUGGGGCGAUCUUCCCGUUCAGAGAAUGAGGCCUCCAUGCGUCACGAGCUGCAGACCCUAGAGGCGGAUCGCUCUCUGCUCAUUCUGCGUCAGACGCCUAAUAUCUUGCGCCCGGUACGUCCACGCGGAUGGCAUCACAGCGCUUUCGCCGAGCUUUGCCAGAGGGCGCUUCGAUGCCGGAGUCGCCCGCUGCAGAGGCGGAUUCCGCAGACGCCAAGGCAGCGGGCAUCACGCUCGCCUCCGAGCACACAAAGCCCAACACCAGCCACCACGGAAUGCAUUGUCGUACUGGGUGGUUGUUCGCCAGUCGAAGCGCAUUGCAUAGCAUCAACAGUGGCGCGCUGCAGGGGUAACGCGUGUGCUGUCCAGGUUCUGAGUACUGGUCUGUUUUCGAGUCGUGAGUGGCUCAUCGCGGCCAUCCACGACCACGAUCGUCCGUCUUGGAUGCAUCCAGAGCCCUGA
This is a messenger RNA of Cyanidioschyzon merolae strain 10D, 2814 nucleotides long. RefSeq lists its product as hypothetical. NCBI's taxonomy places the organism in Eukaryota, Rhodophyta, Bangiophyceae, Cyanidiales, Cyanidiaceae. The record is from RefSeq and is a predicted model, not a curated record. Gene Ontology annotation, biological process: vesicle-mediated transport; intracellular protein transport. The transcript has a single exon. The coding region runs from base 1 to 2814 and encodes 937 amino acids. Gene Ontology annotation, cellular component: CORVET complex; lysosome.